Trichosporon asahii var. asahii CBS 2479 is the source of this 2628-nucleotide messenger RNA. RefSeq lists its product as uncharacterized. Gene Ontology annotation, molecular function: sequence-specific DNA binding. NCBI's taxonomy places the organism in Eukaryota, Fungi, Basidiomycota, Tremellomycetes, Trichosporonales, Trichosporonaceae. The coding region runs from base 1 to 2628 and encodes 875 amino acids. The record is from RefSeq and is a predicted model, not a curated record. The transcript has 10 exons.
AUGUCCGAGUCCAAGAAGAGCGUCGAGGACACCCUAUCCAGCGCCAUUGCGCAGCUUGAGGAGGAGGCCGCCCUGAAGAAGACGAUCAAGGAGGCCACCGAGCCCGUCGAGGACAUCGUCCGCCAGGCAACUGCCGAGCUGAACCGCCUCCACUCGGCCAACAUCUCCCAGCAUGAGGCGAUCGCGAACAAGGCGCUCGAGAUCGUCGCGGGCGCCCACACGCACUGGGCUUCGAUUGCGACUCUGAUCCCCAAGGGCGAGUUCUUCCGGUAUCAGUGGGCUCUGUCGCCCAUGUUCAAGAGCCUCGGCGAGGACGUCGGCGAGCUCCAGCUCGUCUCGGACGACUAUCUCCAAGGUGUGAUCGGUAUGGUGAACGAGCUGCUGGAGGUCUUAGGCGCUUUCAAAUUGCGACCGUUAGCUCCACAGCGGAUCAUAAUGUCCCUGUUCAACACGCGCGACAGACUGAGGGAGAAAAAGAUCAAGUUCAAAGACAAAGCCGACAAGCUCAAGGUCCUGGCGAAGAAUGCCAUAGAACGAGCACAUGAUGAGACGCUCGCCGCCCAGGUCUACAAGCUGGCGGAAAACCCCGAACGUCACGCGCCAUGGUUUGUCUGCCACAAGCUGCCAGACAGUGCCGCCGAGCUUUUCCUCUUCUGGCUCUACUGCCACGACCAAUUGACCUUCCACUGGUUCGGGGACGAUCUCACUGCCUGGCCUGCUCUUGUCAAGGACUACGAGGAAGUCGGAUCAUGGGAGCGCUCGAAGAGGGAUGCCUGGUGGGCCCAGUAUCUGAUGGAUCGAUUGAGGCUGUUGACCGAUACAUCUCAUCCAAAGAUUCCCGCCUCGGUAAUCUCCGCCUGGGGGCUAGACGCCAUCCACGACGCCGAAGCAGCCGUGAAGGAAGAACUCGGCCCCACUUUACGAAGCCGUUCACCGGGCUCUGUGGCCUGCAUCUUACGCUCUGGGUCAGAGUGGGAGUUCGAUAUAACGAAGGGAUGGAUUCCCAAGCACGUAAAGUUUGAUUGGUUCCUCAGCCGAGUGCAGGAAGCUAUCAUCCGGUCUUACACCACCCACCAGUACGCCGAGUUUCCCGAGCACGAGUGGUUGGCUCCACAAUCAAAGGACAAGAAGCACCUGCGAGUUGCACCCCCCAGGAAGUUUGGCCCUGCGGGAGCCCAGGGCCAGACACUCAUCCUCAAGUACGCCGGAGAAUACGUGGGAGGCUCGAAUGCGGAAGAUCUACGAAAUCGGUGGGCGAAGUUCAUCUUCCGCUACGAGGAGCCCAAAGGCAGCGUCAAACCCAGAUUCCUUCCCCUGAGUUUCACUGCCGCGGCCAUGGUCCUCGAUCACAACUUCGACGACUCUGUGGCGCUGGAACUCAAUGCGUCAUUCCGCUGCUGCGAAGUCUAUCUGGGUGUCGAUUCUGUACCGCUGAGCAACACCCACCAAACCAACUGCGAAUACUGCCCCACGAACUUCCCGCCAUUUAAAAGCGAGACUGCUGUCAAGGUCAACGGGGCGACUGUCUUGUUCCUGGCCUGCAUUGUCCUGCAUAACCCUCAAUACCUCGACCAUGAGACUGCUGAGCCGCGCGAUGUCUCAGUUGAUUCUUUGACCAUCGGGAGAUCAGAAGUGUUUAUCCGGUGGCAAAGCAAGAGCACUGUGUUUCCCGUCCACGUCCUUUUGAACGAGGGACUGAAGCUCGCCACUCCCACAGUGGAAAACUCGCGGCCGACCCACAUUAUUCUGACAAGGAUAGCGAUUGUAAUGGGAUGCGUUCUCGGCGCCGCGGUAUCUCUGCUCGACCAGAUCAUUCGCAAACAAACACAGCAGGCGCAAAAGCUGAAGAGCCUGAGUGCGGUUUCCCUCGAAUGGGCCGAGAUUCUUCUGAGCGCUGCGCCUAUCUCUGGCGGGGGCAACCUGCAGCUCUCGUUUGGAGCUAUGAGGCAGUGCGUUGAAGAUUGGCUCGACGCCAAGCUCGACGAUGCCACUCAAGGACUACGAACCGCGAUCGUCCACAUGAACGAGCUGCUCCUCCGACGGAUCCACUACUCCAUCGAGCUGCUGUACCCCAAAGCUCCAAUCUUUCGGCGACGUGUUGUGGAAGCGUAUUUGGCGUGCUUGCACCGCACCUUCCUGCUGACGCUCUCUGAUGAUCAAUCAUGCGAUUUUGAGGUCAGAGAGUUUGCAGUCUCCAUGCAGCACAGCGACCACUCGACGGCCGAGUGGACUGUCAACCGGCUGGUCUACUGGGGAUUGGAGUCUCAGAGCGACCUGAACAAAGCGAUUGGAGUCACGUUCUUCGCGGAGGACCACAACUAUGCUGCCGCAGUCAUGGCUUUCCUCGCUGCUGGCUUGAAUCUGCCGACUGAGGACUCAAUGAACACCGUGCAACUUUCAGAAAGGGUGUCGCUCACUGCAGAUGAUGAUGAAGAGUCGUCUCCGCCUGCGAUAGAGGCCUCGGAAGGAAACACGCCGUCUGUCGAGAUCGAGACCGUCCGAAGCCUCUGGUUCUCCAGCUUCUGUGCUGGCACCGGCCUCACGUUGGCAGUCAUCAUCCUGUUGGUGACGACGAGGAUUGGAGGCAGCCAGUCCGACCACCGCAUGCCAACGCUAGAUCCGUCAUGA